This is a messenger RNA of Phalaenopsis equestris, 991 nucleotides long. Its product is annotated as transcription factor MYB101-like. The coding region runs from base 91 to 720 and encodes 209 amino acids. The record is from RefSeq and is a predicted model, not a curated record. NCBI's taxonomy places the organism in Eukaryota, Viridiplantae, Streptophyta, Magnoliopsida, Asparagales, Orchidaceae. The transcript has 3 exons.
UCAAUUCAAAGUUCAAGUCUUUCUUCAAUUUACUUCUUUCUGAUAAUUUUUUGUCUGCAUCUGACAACAGGGGUAACUGAAUUAAGACUAAUGGAAACUAGAAAAAGAGAGAAACGUCCAUGGCGUUCUGAGGAAGAUGAAGCUCUUCUCAGCUAUAUUGAAAGCCAUGGAUUGGGAAAUUGGAAUCUUGUAGGGAAGAAUUCAGGGCUCUCUCGAGAUGGCAGGAGUUGCAGGCUUCGUUGGCUGAACCAGCUGCAGCCUGGUCUUAAGAAAAAAUUGCCCUUCUCAAAACAAGAAAAAUAUAUUAUAUUUUCCAUCCAUGCUACUUUUGGAAACAGUUGGUCAAGAAUUGCUAAAGCUCUUCCCGGCCGAACAGACAACGCAAUAAAAAAUUUCGUAAACGGUCAUAUAAAAAAGUGCUUAAAGACAGGAACAAUUCCUAUUUAUCCUCCACAAAUCAACAUAAAAUAUUCCACUGGAAGCUCUGAAUUUUCUCAUAUUGUAAGUUCAGACAUCCAGAAUUUAGUAGUCCAGGAACAAGUGGACCUCCCUUCAAUCCAAAACACAGAAGAGGAUGCCGGAGAUAGACUCGAUUCCUAUCUUCAGACUCUUCAAAGCUCAAUUGAGUUAGUUCCACAGACUCAAUUAGUUCCUCCUCUACAGGAAUUUAACACAAGUUUCAACUCUGUUGUAAUACAGCGAUUAUUCCAUGGAUUCUGAUCUUGAUUCUUACUUAUCAAAGUUCAUUUAAACUUCAGAAUUGGGAGAAACAAGUCGUUUACUUCAAUUUCUGCUUCAGGAAACUUGGGGAAAAUUAGCAGUGGUGUUGUCGUAUCUGGCUUAGCUACAUAAAAAAAAGUUGUUUUUUGCAAUAUGCGUGUGGUUCUAUAAAGUUUUAUCCGGCGUGAUGUUGUAGUGAUAUGCUUUUUCAUUUCUGAAAUUCUCUCUUUUGUCAACUCUGUUUAUCUAAGAAUAUUUUUGGUAUUUCAUG